Molecule: messenger RNA, 852 nt
Organism: Candidula unifasciata
Lineage: Eukaryota; Metazoa; Mollusca; Gastropoda; Stylommatophora; Geomitridae
Source: the annotation of a GenBank genome assembly
AUGGAGCUGGGACUGUUGAACGUUAUUCUCUGGUGUAGCUUGUUCCUCGGCGUUCGAGCACAAGCCUACAAACUGAAAGAGCCGGUCAAGAUUACAGAUGCUAACUGGACUAGUGUCAUGGACGGGGAAUGGAUGAUAGAAUUCAUGGCUCCCUGGUGCCCCGCUUGCAGGUCUUUCAAAGAGGUCUGGGAGGAGUUUGCAGGUUGGGGGCAUGAUCUAGACAUCUCGGUGGCAGUCAUUGACGUCACGGAAAAUCCAGGUCUUAGUGGAAGGUUUCUAGUGACAUCGCUGCCCACAAUCUACCAUGUGAAAGAUGGAAUGUUCCGUCAGUAUUCAGGCAGCAGGAAGACCACAGAUCUCAUCGAACUGAUUGACGAGAAGAAGUGGAGCAGCAUCGAGCCUGUCGCCUGGUACCGAGACCCCAGCUCAGUGCAGAUGGGUGUACUUGGUGCAUUUUUCAAGGCUGCGAUGUUCUUUCGGGGUAUAUACAGCACACUAACAGAAGUCUAUGGUAUACCGGAGUGGUUAUGUUAUGUGAUUUUUGCUGUCUUAACUAUUGUUGUUGGCUUGAUCCUUGGAUUGCUGCUGGUGUUGUGCUGCGACAGUGUGUUCCCAGCCAAGUACAUACCGCUGCCUCCACAGAAGAUUGCCUACAACCCCAGCGCUAUACCAGCUAAUGACACUGACCUGAUAGAUGACACAGUCAACGACAGCGGAGACCAAAAAAGUGGCCAGGAGAGCGGGGAUGAAGACCGCGAGUCGCAAGAAGGGGCAGGAGAGCCGGACUCUAACCAGUCAACCCCAGUUGAAGAUUCUGAUUUGCGGAAACGACAGCUUCGCAAAGAUCAGUAA